Molecule: messenger RNA, 1425 nt
Organism: Penicillium taxi
Lineage: Eukaryota; Fungi; Ascomycota; Eurotiomycetes; Eurotiales; Aspergillaceae
Product: WD repeat PRP19 family protein
Exons: 5
Coding region: 1-1425 (474 amino acids)
Biological process (GO): protein ubiquitination; mRNA splicing, via spliceosome; DNA repair
Cellular component (GO): Prp19 complex; U2-type catalytic step 1 spliceosome; cytoplasm
Molecular function (GO): protein binding; ubiquitin protein ligase activity
Source: RefSeq, a predicted model, not a curated record
AUGUUGUGUGCAAUCUCCGGAGAGGCACCUCAAGUGCCUGUCGUCUCUCCCAAGAGCGGCAGUGUUUUUGAGAAGCGCCUUAUUGAAGCUUACAUUGAAGAGAACGGCAAAGAUCCUGUCAACGGCGAAGAGCUCACCGCCGACGAACUGAUCGAUAUCAAGGCCCAGCGCAUCGUAAAAGCCCGGCCUCCUACCCUCACAUCCAUUCCCUCUCUGUUGAGUGUUUUCCAGCAAGAGUGGGAUGCGCUCGCCCUAGAGGCAUACAACCUCCAACAGAACCUGACACAAACCCGCCGCGAGCUCAGUACAGCUCUCUACCAACAUGAUGCGGCCAUCCGAGUCAUCGCGCGACUUACCAAGGAGCGGGACGAGGCUCGCUUAAUAGCUUCAAAUUUCUCUGCUGCUUCUCAAGCAGGUAGCGGUGAUGCUAUGCAGGUCGACUCUGCCGGUCUACCGCAGGCGGUUGUGGAGCGAAUUAACAACACACAGGCUGCUCUCUCCAAGGGCCGUCGCAAGCGCCCUAUUCCUGAAGGCUGGGCCACCAGUGACGCUAUUGCCGCAUACAAGCCCGUCGAAACCUCCGAAGCUCUUUAUCCCGGCAGUCGAGCCUUCUCAGUCAACUCCACCGGAGAGUUGGCUCUCAUUGGUGGUGUGGAUGGCGUUGUCGGUGUCUAUUCCAUCCCUCAGAAGUCUGUUACCCAGACUCUCCAGGUUGGUAGCCCUGUGACUGAUGCAAAGUGGGCCGGCAACAAGGCUGUUGUUUCGUCAUCUUCGGGAGCAGUCAAGGUUUUUGAAGAUGGAAGCGAAGUUGCAAGCUUUUCCUCUCACUCUGGCGAGGCUACAGCCCUUGCAGUCCAUGCGACUGGUGAUAUUGUUGCCUCAGUUGGUGUUGACAAGAGCUAUGUUCUCUACGAUCUUUCCACCAACUCUGUGCUCACCCAGAUCUUCACUGAUGCUGCUCUAUUGUCCUUGAACUUCCACCCUGAUGGCCACCUCAUAGCUGCUGGUGGCUCCGAUGGCCAAAUUAAGAUCUUUUCCACCGAGUCCGGGGAAUCAGCAGCAACCUUUGCUAUGUCAGCCCCAGUCAAAUCUCUAUUCUUCUCUGAAAAUGGCACUCUGUUGGCUGCCGUGGCCGCCGAAUCCACCAGUGUCUCAAUCUGGGAUCUUCGUACUUCCAAGGAAUCCAAGGUGCUGGACACCGGCAGCCUUGUCACCUCAAUCUUCUGGGACUACACUGGCCAGUUCCUGUUGACUGGUGGAUCUGGUGGAAUUACUGUGCAGCAGUACAGCAAGUCAUCUAAGAGUUGGUCAGAGUCUUUGCGCAGUUCUGUUACUGCUGUGGCUGUGGCAUUCGGCUCUUCUGCUCAGAGCAUUGUGGCUUUGAAUGAUGAGGGUGCAGUUACAGUGCUUGCGGGAGAUUCAUGA